AUGAAGUUCUUGAUUCAUCUUGUUGUAUUAUUUUUCCUCUUCGAUGCUUUCAUGGCCAACGGUGUGGCAGAUUCUUUGAUUCGAAAUUCUUGCAAGAAAAAUUCAAGAUAUGCGGAACCAUACAUCUACAAAUUUUGCAUCACAUCUAUCAAAGCGAAUCCAGAGAGCCAAAAAGUAAGAAACAUUGAUGAAUUGACUAUGGUAUGUACGAAUAGCGCGAUAUCAAACCUAACGAAAGUGAAAGGGAUUGUCGAGAAUAUUGUAAACGAGAAAAAGUAUAAGAAUAAGUUGAGUCGUACGUUCUUACGGGAGUGCAUCAAGCUUUAUUCUGAGGGCUAUGAGUUGUUAAACUCAGCUCUGAAGUACCUCAAAACAAGAGAUUACGAGAAAUUUAUAGGAAAUAUGGAUAUGGCGAGAGGUAAACCAAGAGCUUGCGAAAUGAAAUUCAACGAUGAUAAUCAUCAGAUAUCGCCUGUAAAGAAAGAACGAUGUUCUCUUCGACAUGAUCAACAUUCCCUAUUAUUUUUGUUUCAACGCUCAUAUUAA
Messenger RNA from Capsella rubella, 546 nucleotides. Its product is annotated as pectinesterase inhibitor 12. The record is from RefSeq and is a predicted model, not a curated record. Bases 1 to 546 code for a protein of 181 amino acids. NCBI's taxonomy places the organism in Eukaryota, Viridiplantae, Streptophyta, Magnoliopsida, Brassicales, Brassicaceae. Gene Ontology annotation, molecular function: enzyme inhibitor activity. The transcript has a single exon.